Molecule: messenger RNA, 4773 nt
Organism: Suillus plorans
Lineage: Eukaryota; Fungi; Basidiomycota; Agaricomycetes; Boletales; Suillaceae
Product: multidrug resistance-associated ABC transporter
Exons: 40
Coding region: 1-4773 (1590 amino acids)
Biological process (GO): transmembrane transport
Cellular component (GO): fungal-type vacuole; fungal-type vacuole membrane
Molecular function (GO): ATP binding; ABC-type peptide transporter activity; ATP hydrolysis activity
Source: RefSeq, a predicted model, not a curated record
AUGCCUCCGUACCAGUUGCUUUUAGCAGAAGCACUCGUCGGGGCGGCAGCAAUUAGUAGCCUCGCGCUCUUUUUUGCGCACUCUCAACAGCGGAAGAUACGCUUACCGACUACCCAAGAUGCUAGUUUGGUUGGCGAUGUGAACCAAGAUGAUCCCUUUAAUGUGACCAAACCGGAAGAUUUUAUCGACGGAGAACCAAUCGACGAAGAUGCGUUUUGGUUCAAAAUGCGCAACAGGAAAUUACUCCUUGUAUUGCUUUCAGCCGCCAUUCUUGUUCUCGAGGGCGUUUCCCUGGGUUGGUCGGCCUACCCAGAUGCUCGGAAUGUGCUUACAGAACACAUAUUUCGGACCACAUUUGGACUCUACGUUGGCCUUCUAGUUCUUCGUUCCGUUGGCCAAUCCACCACGGAUAGUCAUUCCGAGUCGGUGAUACAUAUCACUACCUUGACCUUCUUCUCCUCGGUCCUUCACUUUGGCGUGGCAAUCCUUCCUUCAUCUGAUUCUAUCUCGUCCCAAGAUUUUCCUGCUUUACUCGCUUUCUGGUAUAGCAUGACCGCAUUGUAUACCUUGACUUUUGCAAUAAUUGCGACAACACCUUGUGGACCACCGUUACACUUUUUUCCUUCACUCAUCUACUCCAAAAAAACUAUCGAUGACACAACCAAUAAAUCAUACGACAACGUCUGCGGCCUUCCGGGCACAUCUGUAAUCGAUUAUCUCUUUUUCCGUUACGUGACACGCGUCAUUCACCUUGGAACUUCCGUUUCGGUCGAAAUUGGCGACUUGCCAAUCCUUCCGGCUAAGAUGCGAGCCACUUAUCAGUUCUUUAGGAUGCGCACGAAUCUUCGUGCAAAUCCUCUCAAGCCAGGAUGGGACCUCGCUUGGCGCCUCAUAAGUGUCAACAAGCUUGCAUUUACUGCAGAGAUAAUCCUGGCCGUUGCAGCUGCUCCAAUGUGGUUUGGGUCCCCGUUCUUCGUUCGCAAGCUCAUCGCAUACCUGGAAGAUGAUCCUGACCGCCUCAAUAAAGGAUGGGGAUGGGUAUACGCUUUGGGGCAGUUUGCAUCCCUUAUUAUCGUCACGCAACUCAACUCCCAAAUGUGGUACUUCGCAACUUCCGUUAUCCAAAUGCGUUUGCGGACGCAGCUCAAUACCAUCCUUUUCGCAAAAACACUUGUUCGGAAGGAUGUUGUAUCUUCUGGCACCUCCACGUCCAAUGAGAAAGAUGAUGCAAAAUCGACAACUACGAACGGAGAAAACAAAGAGAAGGGCGAGGAAGAGAACGAAUUUUCGAGUAAAUCCCAGGUCAUGACUUUGAUGACCACUGAUGUUGAUCGGGUCGCCGAGUUUUCUUAUCAUCUUUUCGCCAUUGCAGAUUCUCCGGUCGAAAUUGUUGUAGGGACGAUGUUGCUCUACAGCAUGCUUGGCGUCUCGUGCUUUAUUGGUCUUGCGGUCAUUUGCCUCUUUUUGCCAUUGAAUCACCUAGCAGGAAAAGUAGUGAUCAGUACACAGGACAACUUGAUGAAAGCCAGGGACGAACGGGUCUCACUCAUGAACGAGAUACUGGGUGGCAUACGCAUGCUGAAGUUCAUGGCAUGGGAACGCAGCUUCGAAAAGCGCGUGAUGAAGGUUCGCGAGAGAGAACUGAAAUACCAAAAGUUGAACUACAAGAUUGAGGUCGUGUUCGCUGCUCUCUGGGAAGCAUCUCCUCUCAUUGUCACCCUGGUUUCUUUCUGGCACUUCGCAGUCUGGCGUCAACAGGCAUUGACUCCCUCUAUUGCCUUCACAUCUUCUGGCGUAGUUUUCAACGAAAUGCGUUUUGCGAUGAAUGCACUCCCAGAAACUUUCAUUAAUCUGCUUCAGGUCCAUGUUUCACUCAUGCGGAUCGGGAAGUACCUCCAACUAACCGAGGUAGCACCUGUACCUCCGCUCUCGGCUGCACCAGCCAUUAACACCAUCGCUAUUCAAUCUGCUACCAUCACAUGGCCUCAUGAUCGUUCUGCGGAUUCGUCGGCAGCUUCCACGCCCCGGCAUAAAUUUAUGCUCGUUGAUCUUGCUUUGAAAUUCCCUGAAGGACAACUUUCACUCGUUUGUGGUAAGCUGGGCAGCGGAAAGACCCUGUUGUUAUUAGCUUUACUUGGCGAGGCGGACGUCCUCACCGGUCAGGUCAUUUGUCCGCGUUCACCACCAGACGCGCUUGCUUCCUUCGCCGAUCAGAAGGUCACACAGGAAGAGUGGAUAGUGCCCGGCGUUUGCGCCUACGUACCACAGGCUGCCUGGCUGCGAAAUGCUUCUAUUCAAGACAAUAUCCUGUUCGGUCUGCCACUUGACGAAGAGCGAUAUCAUAAGACAUUAGAGAUUUGUGCACUCAUAAGCGAUCUGAAGAUCCUUGAGGACGGAGACCAAUCCGAAAUUGGGGAGCGUGGUGUAAACUUGUCAGGCGGACAAAAAGCUCGAGUUUCAUUGGCUCGUGCUGUUUACUCCCGAGCAUCCGUACUGUUACUCGACGACGUUCUGUCUGCUGUUGACGCUCAUACCGCUCAUCACAUCUACUCCAAGUGCAUUAAAGGAGAGCUGAUGCAUGGGCGAACGGUGAUCCUUGUGUCACACCAUGUCCAACUUUGCUUGAGCGGUGCUGCAUAUGUUGUCGCUCUUGAUAACGGCCAACUUCUAUUCGCUGGUGAACGUGAAGCCUUUGAAGCUUCUCCUGUGAAAGGGACAUUGGUGCAGACCAUGGGUGGCGCUGGCAAGAAGCAGGGCGCAGCAAGUACUUCGAAGAAUCCAUCGGUGCCUGCCAGCCAUUCUCCCGUUUCCACGCUCGUGCAAGAUGAUGUGGAACCUGACCCAAUAUCUGAGACGAGCUCCACCGUGAUCAAUGAGCCGCAAGUAAAUCUGGAGCGGAAAGCACCUAGGAAAGUUGUGGAAGACGAGAAACGCGCUGUGGGGCGCGUUAGUCGUGAUGUCUGGAAGCUCUAUGUGAAGUCGUGCGGCGCCUACGGGUACUGGGUAUGGUUCUUGUCCAUUCUCGUGUUGGGUGCUCUCUGUCCUGUUGCAGAGAACUGGUGGCUUAAGACAUGGUCGGGAUCGAGCACAGAAGAGGCCGACGCUAAGGGACCGGUGUAUUACAUUGUUAUUUAUGCUGCAGUCACUCUCACAGGUGUUUUGAUUUCGACUUACAGAUACUUCGUACUGUAUAACGGCUCCAUCCAUGCGUCGACCGUUUUAUACCAACAACUUCUGGAGACUGUGUUGUUUGCGCAAAUUCGUUUCCAUGAUACUGUGUCGCGGGGGAGACUCCUGAAUCGAUUCGGGAAAGACUUCGAAGGCGUUGACAGUCGACUCGCGGAUCACUUUGGUCGAAGUCUCAUCUUUGCAUUUUCUUUCGUCGUCACGAUUGUGUCUGUUACUUUUGCAGGCGGAGUUCCAUUCCUCAUUGCUAUCAUUAUCUUGGGCUUCAUUUACUAUGAUGUUUCAAAGGACUACGGACAAGCUGCUAGAGAUAUGCGGCGCCUGGACUCCGUGGCACGGUCUCCCCUUUAUUCGAUCUAUGGUGAAACCAUUGCCGGAGCGCCCAUCCUUCGAGCUUUCGGUGCUUCAUCAAAGUUCAUGCGAGACAUGCUUCGCUACGUCGAUACGAAUAUAAACCCGAACUAUUGGCAAUGGGCUGUCAAUCGCUGGCUCUCCGCCCGGUUUGACCUUUUGUCCGCUGUGACCAUUGGUGUAACAGGUUUUAUCGCCGUUUCCACUCCGACCAUCUCAGCUGCGCUCGCUGGAUUCGCUCUUUCAUUUGCUGGAGGCAUGACGUUCACAUUGUUAUUCCUAGUGCGACGGUUCGUCGGCCUUGAACAAUCUAUGGCUAUGUUACUGAUGGACCUCCAACAGGUCGCCCUGGAGCGUAUCAAGGAGUAUUCAGAGCUUCAGCGCGAGCCUCCUGAAUAUAUCGAGCCGCGUCCGCCAGCUUCCUGGCCAGACCGAGGUACCAUCAAGUGCGAAAAUUUGAUCAUUCGUUAUGCGCCCGAGUUGCCCGAUGUUCUUCACAACUUGAACUUCGAGGUCCACCCUGGGGAGAAGGUCGGCAUCCUAGGCCGCACAGGUUCCGGAAAGAGCACCCUUGCACUCUCGUUCUUCCGCUUCGUGGAGGCAACAGAGGGUUGCAUCACCAUCGACGGUCUGGACAUCUCCAAAAUGGGACUUUCGGACCUUCGUAGCAAGCUUACUAUCAUUCCUCAGGACCCUACCAUCCUUAGCGGUACUUUGCGAUCCACGCUGGAUGUAUUCGACGAGUAUGGAGACGCAGAAAUUUUCGAGGCUCUUCGACGUGUUCAUUUGAUUCCGUCUGAUGCCGCUGAUGUUGUCGAAAUUGACGGUGUCGCGGUCAAUGUUAAUGUUUUCCGAAACCUAGAGUCACCAGUAUCGGAAGGAGGGGAAAACUUCUCUACGGGCGAGAAACAGCUUCUAUGCAUGGCUCGAGCAAUCCUGAAACGCUCGAAAGUUUUGGUCAUGGACGAGGCAACAGCAAGCGUUGACUACGCGACUGACGAGCUCAUUGGAAAGACGAUCAGAGAAGAAUUUGCAAACAGCACCAUUCUCACCAUUGCGCACCGACUGCGCACUGUGAUCGAUUAUGAUAGGGUGAUGCUCCUUGACCAGGGCAAAAUCGUCGAGUUUGACCGUCCCGCUGUGCUGCUUUCUGACCCCUCGUCGCAAUUCUACGGGUUGUGUGAGGCAACAGGCGAGAAUGAAUUUGCGAUGUUGAAGAAUUUGGCUGGGGUAUGA